CAUUCUGCUUCUCUGAUGCUGGGUCGGGUUCCUCUAGGGGAGGAGUUUCGUGUCUCUCGGAGCCAAUCGUGGCGAGCAGAAACAGGUCAGGUAGCUGAAGAGGACCUCAGAGAGAGCGCAGGCAGGAGAGAGCAGCCACGCAGGAGGUCAGUGGACUCACCGGAGGGGAUUAUGUCCAAACCUUCGUCCAACGUUAAGGCCCUUCAGGCUAAUUUGAAUAUCCCGAUGGGAGCUCUGCGUCCAGGGGCGGGGCAUCCUGUCAAGAGGAGAGAGGAGACAGUAGAAACAGAAGAGGCUCCGUCUCCAGAGCAGCCCACCGCUGCAGCCCAGUCGCCGGAGGAGAAGAAAGCGUUGCCGGGUGCGGUGAAGCUCCCUGGGCCAGCUGUUAAUCUAUCAGAGCUGCAAAACGUCAAGAGCGAACUACGAUGGGUCACCAAGGAUUAAUGUGAUCCUCCAGCCACGCGGAGAGGAAGGCGAUUAAUCUUCACAGACACAGACUUGCCCGCUCCCUCUGAACAACUACAGCCCCUACACGUUUGGAAACAGCUCGCUGUGAAGCUAGGCUUUCAUAAACUCCUCCAAUCAGGAAACCUCACACUUAAAUCUAUUUAUUUUAUCAUGGGAGUUGACGCUAUUUUGUCACUUAAUUGAAAUUCAAAUCAUAAUUUGCCCAAAAAGAUAAGAUAUCUCUGCACAUAAGACUACACUGUACUUGGACUUCUAGAAGUGUUUUUUUUUUUUUUUUUUGUUCUUCUUUGUUUGUUUUUGGGGGUAUUUUUAGAUUUAGAAGGACAUUAAUUUAUAGAAUUCACCUUGUGCACUGAGGAAAAACCGAUUCCCCUUCAAACUCUGAGACGACCUGACGACGUUUCAGCCACUCAGCACUGAUUUAUACUGAAGCUUUCUAAUAACUGGUUCCUUUCUGAAUGUUGUUGCUAGUAACUGAUGUGGUUUAAGAUAAGCUGUACUGCUUUUUUUUUGGGGAGGGGGAGAGGGAAUGGAUGGAUGGGGGGUGGUGGGGUGGGGUAUGGGUUACGAUGGGUUUGUUAUUAAUUGUUAUGAUUCCCAGAAAAUGAUAUCAUCAGAAAAAAAGGAAUAAAUCAAGAUGGUUAAAAAUGUCUACGUCUUAACGCCUUUGAUCACAAGCUACGCCUGAUGUGAUGAUGAUACCGUCAUUGUUUAGAGUUAAAUGUUUAGAUUGUGGCUUUUUGUGUUUCUCAGUAACUCAGUUCGUAUAGCUUUUCUGACACAAACACCUUUUCUUUGAGCGGCAUCAUGAGAUUUUGCUCAAAGAAAGAGAAAUCUCUCUCUUGUCAUUGUUAAAAUACAUCAGGUUUGCCAUUAAAUGCAGCCAUUAAAGCACGAGGGCCAAUACAUUUCUAACAUUUAUUGUCCCCAGAAGAUGAA
Messenger RNA from Mugil cephalus (flathead mullet), 1407 nucleotides. RefSeq names its product small muscle protein X-linked (gene smpx). NCBI's taxonomy places the organism in Eukaryota, Metazoa, Chordata, Actinopteri, Mugiliformes, Mugilidae. The transcript is spliced from 5 exons. Gene Ontology annotation, cellular component: muscle tendon junction; costamere; M band. The record is from RefSeq and is a predicted model, not a curated record. Bases 16 to 444 code for a protein of 142 amino acids.